This is a messenger RNA of Fusarium musae, 354 nucleotides long. RefSeq lists its product as uncharacterized. The coding region runs from base 1 to 354 and encodes 117 amino acids. The transcript is spliced from 2 exons. The record is from RefSeq and is a predicted model, not a curated record. NCBI's taxonomy places the organism in Eukaryota, Fungi, Ascomycota, Sordariomycetes, Hypocreales, Nectriaceae.
AUGACCAACUCUUACCUUCCAGCCUCCUUCACAGGAAUCCUCUCCUGGCCUGUCCGCCGAGACGAUGCCCCCGAGUCCAAGAGCGACCGGAUCCUCACCAUGGGUAUUGUCGGCGGCAUCAUUCUUCUCUUUAUCGUGCCUCCUACCUGGUGGUUCAUUGCUCGGACCAUUCGGCUUCGAAGGGCGAGGGUUAAGGGGAAGGAUGUUGAGCAGGGUGUGCAGACUCAGGGACAAACACGAGCAACAUCUGCAUGGACUGUGAACGGCAGUCAUCAGGCUGCAUACUCAGAGCAGUAUAUAACUACUCACAUCUCCCUUCACUUGACUCUCAUCACUCAUCAACACAUCACAUAA